Messenger RNA from Symbiodinium necroappetens, 2691 nucleotides. The record is from the annotation of a GenBank genome assembly. NCBI's taxonomy places the organism in Eukaryota, Dinophyceae, Suessiales, Symbiodiniaceae.
AUGUUCGGGAAGCUUUGGAGAAGCAGGCGGCUGAGCCUGCACCGGCAAAACGCCGCCGCACAUUCGGGACACUUUGGAGAAGUAAGCGAAAAGGACAGACAACGGAACCAAAGUGCAGAGACGCCACCGCCCGAAAUGUGGCUCGAAGAGGAAGCGGUGCUCCCAGAGGAGUACUUGGAGCUUAAAGGAGCGAUCGAUGUGUCGGGCUGGGGUGCCGUGGAAUGGGCUGGAAACUACACGCUGCUCCACUGGGCAGCAGCGAUGAACCACGCUGGUCUUUGCGAACACUUUCUCAGGUUGAGGGCCGACCCACUGGUCCGAGAUGAUGCGGGGAGGACCUCGUUGGACUAUGCUGUUCUGCAUCAGCACAAGGACGUGGCGAUGGUGAUGAUAAAUGCUGUGGCGACAAACGUUCAGAGGCCUGAAGCAAGCGUGGUGCGGACAGCAUCGGUUCAAGAAAAAGCCGAAAUGUCGGGUGCGCAGAAGAUGAAGUCAACAGCUUGCCAUUGCUGUCAGCAGCUGCCCUCUGUCAUGAAAGAACCCGCGUCCUACCGCUUCGUUUUACUGCUUCGUUCUACUGCUUUGCUUACUGCUUCGCGGGUGCUUCGGCUCAAGCGCUCGGCCGAGAGCACCAGCCGAGGACUCAAUGUCAAUAACUGCAUGGCUGGUGAAGUCGGCUCCGACAGGCUUCAGCGGGAUGAGUACGGAGACCUCUUCGAAGACUAUGGCUUUCUGAAGAGGGCGGAGGCUUUCAAGGGAGAGGGCAACAAGGCCUUUGCGAAGGAGCGUUUCGAGAAGGACGAUGCGCUGGAGCAGUUGUUCGCAUCCCAGAUAGAGUUAACAAUCGCCUACGACAAGUCCAUUGUUAUUGGCAAGAAGAAGUGGAAUGACAUUGUCGUCAUGAGAAGCACACUCCACUUGAACAAGAGCACAUGCUUUUACAAGCUCAAAGAUUGGCAGCAGUCUCUAGAUGCUGCGCUUGAGUGCCUUGUGGGCAACCACCGCGAUGAGAUGCUAUUUACAGAUCCGCACAUCCGCCACAAGCUGAAGGAGUCAGAGCGAAAAUCGGGUCACGCUGGGGCGACCCUCGUGGAAUUUCGUUUGCCGAGGAUCACGCGUGCAAAAGCGUGGUUUCGGGCUUCGCAGUGCUACGGUCAUUUAGACUUCCUAGACAAAGCAAAGGAUGCUCUAGCCAAGGCGCUCGAAGCAUGUGACGACCAGGGGUUGAUUGCUGAAAUCUCGCAGCACUCCCUGCGUUUGGACACCUUGGAGAGACUCCAGAAAGACAAACAGAAGAAACAGUUUGCUGGGUUCUGGGAUAAAUUCCAGGAUCGUGGUGGCUACUCGGAGGGAAAGAAUGACGCGCAGGAGUGGGACAAGCUAAAGUACUGGGAACGCUUUAAGCAUGUCGAAGAGUAUGAGGAGAGAUACUCGUACGUCGACCAAGACCAGCAGCAGGAGGACCCGAAGAAGGGACAUGCAGCCGAGUUGCUGCACCAUCUCCCGCCUGGUGCAAAGUGGGACUCGGCAGUGAAGGGCCUGACCAAGAAGAUGUACAGAAGCAUCGACCGGAGCUUUGAGGAGUACCUGGAGAAAAAAUCAGCUGGCCAAGUUGAGGAAGCAAGCGUGACAGAAGAGCCUGGCCAGUCUCCUCGAAUAGAAGUGCCGCCUGAGCCAAAGGAUGUCGUACCGCCCAGGCCGCGGCGAAAGGAGGAGACGCCGCUUGCCUACUCGCCACGCGGGGCUCGGCCAGGUGCUCGCUCCCGGGCCGCGCGCUCGCCGUCGCCACUUCCGAACCCCCGGGAGGAAUAUGCCCGGCACUACAACAGCUAUGCAAAGCAGGAGAAGGCUUGGCAAGACAAAGCUGCCGCAGAGGUGCUGGACUCGGAAGAGGAGCAAGAGUUGCAGGAGGUCCUGGUGGCACAGCUCAACACCGAGAUGAAAGCAUACAGGGUGGAUGCACAACAGUUUCAGUCUACGAAAAAGCUUCAGUGGGAAGAGAACGAGCACGCCUACGGGCUGAUGGCUGAAGAGUUGCAACAUGAUGAUUUGGUCUCCAUCAGGGAUCGCCUCAGAUCACUGACAAAGCUGGAUGCCAAAAUGGCUGAAGAAUUGAUGCGGCUCGUCCACACGCCGGAUCUGCAUCUGCUGACAGGACUGGAGCUGAACUAUCGAUGGUAUGACAUGUUGGAUGAACAUGGAUUGGCUGUCAAUCCUGAGUUGGUUGAUGAGGAAGAUCAUCCCACUGGGCAAGGAUUAGAGCUCCUCCUGGAGCCACCUCCUUCUGCAACGGCCGCGAUGGCGCGGCUGUGGCCAUUGCUGAACGGCCCCUCGCGCAACGAGGGGCUCCCGUUGGCAACAUGGAGAUUGCUCGAGACGCCAUUGCGAUUGCCAUCUGAUGGUGUCAAUUGGCCCGUCUACAUGCAUUGCCGCCAUCACUUGAAGACAGCCACUGUGAUUGCAUUCCCGAACCACAGCUUUUCGGAUUGCAUCCUGCUUCCGAAAUGGAUGAGCAAGAACAUGCUGCCACUGCAGCUCUUCAUUGUACUUCCUCUGUGCAUUGUGGAGACUUGGCUGAAUUGCCUUAGCCAUAUCGAAGUUGUGAGAAGUGUAUUGUCUCACCUGCCGUUGAGACAAGCCAACUUGUUUAUGACCAUUGCUGGACCGCUGAGCAAAUUGGCUCGCCGGUAG